Lates calcarifer (barramundi perch) is the source of this 2785-nucleotide messenger RNA. RefSeq names its product syntaxin 6 (gene stx6). Lineage: Eukaryota; Metazoa; Chordata; Actinopteri; Centropomidae. Gene Ontology annotation, molecular function: SNAP receptor activity; SNARE binding. Bases 192 to 959 code for a protein of 255 amino acids. Gene Ontology annotation, cellular component: synaptic vesicle membrane; SNARE complex; endomembrane system. The record is from RefSeq and is a predicted model, not a curated record. Gene Ontology annotation, biological process: intracellular protein transport; vesicle fusion; Golgi vesicle transport. The transcript has 8 exons.
GUGACGCCACGGGUUGAUUUCCGCUGCGGAAGCCGCGGCUGCAUGUAAACAAAGCAGCGGCUCCGAUGAAGAUAAAAACAGGAAUAAAUAGAGUAAAGUAGAGUAAAGUAGAAUCCGUUUAAAGGGACCUGGAGGAGAGAGAGUCAGUGAUGGGGCUCCGCGGGGACUGAACCAGAACCAGAACCAGAGCCAUGUCUAUGGAAGACCCGUUCUUCGUCGUCAAAGGGGAGGUACAGAAAGCUGUGAACGCAGCACAGAGCCUCCAUCACAGAUGGAGCGAGCUGCUGCAGGAGGGGGGCGGAGCCUCCAAGGAGGAAAUGGACUGGACGACCAAUGAGCUGAGGAACAGUCUGCGGUCCAUCGAGUGGGACCUGGAGGACCUCGACGAGACCAUCAGCAUCGUGGAGUCGAACCCGAAGAAGUUCAACUUGGACGCAGCCGAGUUGUCAAAGAGGAAAGCCUUCAUCACCAGCACCAGACAGACAGUUAAGGAAAUGAAGGAGCAGAUGUCGAGUCCAGCUGCUGCCUCCAUGGACAGAAAGAACAAACAGGCUCUGCUCGGUGAUCGUGGUGCUCAGGGUCCAGUCUGGCAGCCUGGUCCUGAUAAAUAUAGCCGUCUGGACCGGCAGCUGCAGGAUGCCAAUUCUCAGUUCAUAGAGGAGCAGCAGGUCCAGCAGCAGCUUAUUACGGAGCAGCAGGACGAACAGCUGGAGCUGGUGUCAGGAACGAUCGGAGUCCUGAAGAACAUGUCGGAGAGGAUCGGCAUGGAGCUGGAUGAACAGGCCGUGAUGUUGGACGACUUCAGUCAUGAGGUGGACAACACUCAGUCCAGACUUGACAACGUCAUGAAGAAACUGGCUAAAGUGUCUCACAUGACCAGCGAUCGUCGCCAGUGGUGCGCCAUCGGUGUAUUGCUUGCCAUCCUCUUCGUUGUCAUCCUCCUUUUCUUCAUCCUUUGAUUGAUGCCUCCUCCUGUCAGCAUGAAGCUUGUCUUAAUCCUGUGUCUACCGGACUCUACUGAACUUUACUGGUCUCUAACAGACUCCGGUAGACUCUUCCGGUUCUACUGGAGUCUUUAUCAUCCUCCUCCGGUCACAUUGUAUUCAUACAGUCCAGUAUUAGCAAUCACUAAUUUGUCUCAAGUCUGCUCAGCUUACAACCCCCCCCCCAACCAAAACAAAUCUAGACGUUAAUCAGCUGCUGUGACCCUGAUUCUACUGGACUCUCCUGUACUCAACUAGACUUGGGUGGACUCCUCUGGGUCUGGAGUUCAGACUCUGUGUCAUCAGUCAGUCUAGAACUCGACUCUAAGGGACUCUGGACUGUACUGGUUUCUACUGGACUUUACUGGACAUUCUCUUUCUACUAAGUGAGACUGAGAAGGUGUUCGACAGUUUAAUCAUUGCAGAGCUCAAAGGUCAAAUAUAUGGAAAGAUAUUUAAGGUUUGAUGUUCUAGGAAAUUAUGUUUCUGUUUGUUACAAUUAACUCCAGUUUAAAAUCAGUUCAAAAUUGGUUUUAAUCCAGUUUCACUCUAGUUUAAAACCAGUUUAACUCUAGUUUAAAAUCAGUUUAAAUCUACUUUAAAACCAGUUUCACUCCAGUUUCAUGUUCAGUGCAAUUCUAACUUCAUUGCAUCUCUAUUUAAAUUUUUCACUUGAAAACCACUUUUAACUCCAUGUUCACACCAGUUUAAUCCAGGUUUAACCCUGGUUUAAUCCAGUUUAAUCCUGCUUUAUUUCAGAUUUAAUUUUUGUUUAAUCCUGGUUUAAUUCAGGAUUAACUCCAGUUAGUUAAGUGUGAAGUUGAUCUGAAAACACUUUUGGAAAAUAAUGUAAUAACACUAAAACUUUGUGUUGAUGUUUUUGUUGUUUACAGUUUGUUUUUGUUUUUGUUGACUUUGACUGAAAACAUCACUGAUGCCGCGUUUGACGUUUUAUUUUUUUAUCUUGUUUUCUCUGAUGGUUUAUCUCUGUUUCCUGUACCGUAUUGAUCAGCAGACUGCAUCUUAUUGAUCAGUGGAGGUUCCACUGUUAAACUGUUACUAAGUCAAACCUGACUCUUCCUGCUGCUGCUUCACAGUAAAAGCCUUUCUCUAGUGAACAUCUGGGAGGCUUUUAAUGUGAAGCAGCAGCAGGAAGUGUGUGUGUGUUUGAUAUUAAUUGGCUGAUAUCAGGUGAACUGUGAUAUGAAGCAGCCAAUCAUGUUGUCCCACAUCAUCAGGUUUAUGGUACGCACAGUGGGAACAUCUCAGCUUUAUGAACUUUAACGAACUGAUGAGAACGAAACUCAGUAAAUUCAGAACUGACUCGUCUGAAGUUUAAUCUGUUUUAUUCUGUGUGAAUUUAACACUAACAUGUUAUGAAUCCAUCCAGUCCUGAAACAAGCUUCACUACAUCAUUCAGUAUUUUUCUCUCAGAUGUCACAACAUCUUUAAUAAUAUUCAAUGUUUUUAUUAAAAUAGAUCAUUUUUUCUGUUCUGAACUUUAUUUCUGGAAAUAAAAACAACAUGGCACACUAAAAUAACAACAUUAAGAAUAUUAAUAAUUAAGAAUAACCACUGUAUCUUGUUCAUGUGUCAGAGCACAUCGAUAACUGAAUCACAGCUGAAUGAAUGAAGAUGUGUAGUUAGAAGUGUGAGACUGAUCAGUGAUCAGUUUAUUAUUGAUCGACGAAUGAUGAAGUUUUAGUCUGAUGAUAAAAUUGUCUUUAUUUUGUCACCAUCAGCUGCUGAUGGACUCUCUGCAGGUGAAUUUUAUUUCAAUAAAGUGACGCAGAAAAUAAAAA